AUGCUUGCUUGGAAAGACAUCCCAUAAUUGAGCAUGUUGAUGGUGGGCGACCAUGGAGGGAUCUUAUAGAAUGAGUGUGAGAGAGCUUUGUGAGACAGAUGAUCUGGCCACAAGUCUGGUGCUGGAUCCCUUACUGGGGUUCAGCACCCAUAAGAUGAAUAUCAGUACUCCCCCUGAGAUCCGGCGAUGGGGGUACCUCAGAGAGACACUCCUGCGGUUCAAGCGCACGCAUGACUUCCAAGCCACCUUUGAUGCUCUGUUGGAUGGAGAGUGGGUCAGCGACUAUUUCGCUGGGCUGGGUUCACACCGACAGGAGCUGUUGAAGCAGCACAUGUAUCGCUACAUGACUGCAUUUCUGUUGGAAAGUGGAGUGAACAUUGAGCCUUGUAACCGCUAUUCCUCUGAGACCAAUGGAGCCAAAAUCACAUCCACCCGACACUGGUUAGUGGGAGAGCGGGUGGAGGUACUGCAGGGCUGCAUAGCAGAGCUGAGCCCUGAGGAUAGCGCUGUUCUCAGAGCAGGAGUGAACGACUUCAGUGUCAUGUACUCCACACGCAAGAGAUGUGCUCAGCUUUGGUUGGGGCCUGCUGCCUUUAUCAAUCAUGACUGCAGACCCAACUGUAAGUUUGUUCCUGGAGAUAAGAAUGGAGCUUGUGUGAAAGUGGUGCGGCCCAUCUCACCGGGAGAAGAGAUUACAUGUUACUAUGGGGACAGCUUUUUUGGGGAGAAGAAUGAAAUGUGUGAAUGUUGCACAUGUGAGAGGAGGGGAGAGGGAUCAUUCAAGAAGAGAGACCAGUCCCCAGAUUUUGCCUGCACUGGGGAUCCUUCAGGCCAGAAAUAUGAGUUCAGAGAGACCGAUCUAAGGCUUAACAGGAGUAGAGGAAAUGGCACUCCAAAGCCAUUUCUUGCUGUUUCAAACUCUGCCUUGCCAAUUAGGAAUACGUUUUCCCAACGGACAAAGAGAAACGCCCUUGUUUUGAGCAAGAUGAGAAAGACUGAUAGACGGAAGAGGGAGGAGCAAUGUAAACAGGUGGAAAAAAGGAUGCAAAACCUCUUAUCAUCUUUUCCUCACCUCAAGCUAAAGGAGCUGAGCAUCUGCCUUCAUCAGCACAGCAUAAAUUUCCUAUUACGAUGUAAGGACCCCUUAAGCAAAGAAAGAGCCCUGCUGUAUCUAAUUGAAAAAGAGCGACCAAAAUCUGAGUGGAUCACAAGCGACAGCAGAUCUGCCUCUUCACCACUCAAUAAUGCUACCCUAAAUGGACCAGAAGAAAGAGAGAACGAGGAUAGAGAAAUGUUAAAUGGAGACUCUGUCAUUCAAUUUCAACCAUUUACUCUUGGAUGCGUUUCCAUUGUACAUGAAAAAGACAAGAUGAAGGCGAAGGGACAUAACACUGAUGCGUCGUCUGUCAGAAUUAUCCACCAGGGCAUUUCCUCAAGGACCAGGAAUAUACUUUGUGGUCGUCUAAGCAGUCUCCGAGCUAAGUCUCGACCUAAACUCUCUAGAUUCAUAAGGAGGAGGACCAGACUGGUUAAAUCAAACUCUAAACUUUCUAAAGUCCGAAAUGAAUGCUCUGGCGCCCAAACAAAAGAUAGGAAAUGGCAAAAAGAAA
This is a messenger RNA of Danio rerio (zebrafish), 1610 nucleotides long. It is a transcript of the gene kmt5c, whose product is annotated as lysine methyltransferase 5C. Gene Ontology annotation, cellular component: nucleus; chromosome. The record is from RefSeq and is marked validated. Gene Ontology annotation, biological process: chromatin remodeling. Gene Ontology annotation, molecular function: histone H4K20 methyltransferase activity; histone H4K20 monomethyltransferase activity; histone H4K20me methyltransferase activity. Lineage: Eukaryota; Metazoa; Chordata; Actinopteri; Cypriniformes; Danionidae.